Molecule: messenger RNA, 1749 nt
Organism: Boeremia exigua
Lineage: Eukaryota; Fungi; Ascomycota; Dothideomycetes; Pleosporales; Didymellaceae
Exons: 3
Coding region: 1-1749 (582 amino acids)
Biological process (GO): regulation of DNA-templated transcription; DNA-templated transcription
Molecular function (GO): DNA binding; DNA-binding transcription factor activity, RNA polymerase II-specific; zinc ion binding
Source: RefSeq, a predicted model, not a curated record
AUGUGCGAUGAAAGACGACCGGUGAGAGCAUCAGCUCCAAGCGCACGAAGAGCUUGCGACGCUUGCAAACGCCGAAAAGUGAGAUGCAAUGCUGGAGUGUCGACACCCUGCGCUAAUUGUGCAACUGCUCGGAUUCAAUGCUCUUACAACACAACCCCGGGGCGAAGAGGGCCAAAGCGCAGGACAGUUCCACACCAAGGAUCAUCAACGGAUGCCGACACAGGUCGGCGUACACCAUGGUCUGAAUCAACGAACGAAUAUACGGAACGCUGCAGACCCGAUAUGGUUCAUUCUACACCAGCGCUAUCAUUAGGAUUCGACAAUGGGUCUCCUCGAAGUACACCCUCAUUUACGAAUUCCUAUCACAAUCCCAUCCAGGCAAUCCAAGACGACUUGAGGGAUAGUAUAUCAGCCGUCGUCCACGAAACAUCCUUGCACACCGUUGCAGAUCGCUGCAUCAACCUCUAUAUGGAGCAUCUAUUUCCUAUAGCGCCAGUGAUCUGCGAGACUGACAUUCGUUCAUUUGUCCAGUUACUUGACGUACAACUCGAGUCUGAAGCGCCAACACCGCAGUCAUCACUUACAUCGAAUCGUGAGCGCCUUUCACGGAUCCGCAAGUGGACACUUCUUUCAGCUUUGUGUGCUGCCACUUCUUUCUUACUGCCUUCAUCAUUGUUUCCGGAGAGAGACCUCUUCGGACGACCUUUUCUCCGCGCUUCACGAGAAAUGUUGAAGAUCUAUCAGGAUCUAGAUAUUGAGCAGCCUGAUUAUACCUCUCUAGCCAUCAGGUAUUAUCACUCGAAUGCCUUUCAUGCUGUGGGCAAGACCAGGGUAUCCUGGCACGUGCUGGGAGAAGCCGUGCGUCUCACGCAAGAGAUGCGGCUAUUCGACGAGCAGACCUAUCUUGGUCUUGACCCAAUGGAAGCGCACCUACAACGAAGUACUUUCUGGCAGAUAUACACGGCCGACAAAUCUGCGGCAAUCCUGAACGACUGCCCUAUCGCUCUUCAUGAAAUGUGCUUGGGCACACCGGUCACCACUCUAUAUCCUCGCUCGCCAUACCUGUCUUGCACAAUCCAGGAUUCAUUACCGUCUACCACGAUUGUAGAGAGCUGUGACGUUGCUACCGGAUUUAACCUAUGUCAGGAUUUGUGGAUGAAGGCUUCUGAUCUUAUCUUGAGGCUAGGCGCAAUGAAGGCCUUACAGAACUCAACAAAACAAUCUACGUUUCUGCGGGACAUCCAAGUGGCCAUUACCUGCGAUCAUAUUCAGUUCGUCAGUAUCCUUGAUGAUCUACGAGUGGCAAACAUUUCGGACGUUGCAACACUGACUCGGGACGAGCGCGCUACCACACGACUUGUCAGAACCAGGAACGUCCAGCAGGCUAAUCUUCUUGUCACAUUUCACUGCUUGCGGCUUGUGUUGCUUCAAAAGUUCAAGGAGAAUGGGUGUUCGAGUUUACUUGGGAUCAGUGAAGAUGCGACAGCUUUCGCGCUUCGGCAGACCGAAGUCGCCAGCGAUAUGAUCCAAGUUUUGAAAGAAACAUCAAUCGAAUGCUUACAGCUCAACGGGGAACCUUGCGUUGAGAAGAUCCGCCGGGUUGGCGUGACACUGCUAGAAAUUGUGCACGAAGUCAAUAGCUUAGCACUUGUCGAACGCGCAAAAUCUCUCUUUCUUGUACUUCUUGAUGUUCUUGCGCUUCUAGACUCGCGCAUUUCCGAGGAGCUCAAUAUCAACAGGGGCUUCUAA